AAUAUCUCAAGCUUUCUUUUUGAUUUCUGGGUUUUUUGAUCUCAAGAAGACAAUAAAAAAGGAGCAACAUGUUGGAGAAGAUCGGGUUGCCGCCAAAGCCUUCGAUGCGAGGGAGUAAUUGGGUGGUUGAUGCCUCAAACUGCCAGGGUUGUUGCGCUCAGUUUACCUUCAUCAAUCGCAAGCAUCACUGUAGAAGGUGUGGGGGCAUAUUUUGCAACAGUUGUACCCAACAAAGAAUGGUUUUGCGUGGACAAGGUGAUUCCCCUGUGCGUAUAUGUGAACCUUGUAAGAAGCUAGAAGAGGCAGCACGGUUUGAGAUGCGACAGGGACGCAGAGCUGGGAGAGGUAUUUUUCAUUUUUUCGUUCUUUUUAAAUCAUGGCUUUCAACGGCACCUAGAGAUGAAGAUGAAGUUUUGAACCAGAUCCUUGGUCAAAAUAGAGAGGAACUCUUUUCAUCGGGAAAGCAGUCAACCAGUGACAAAGUUCCUAGCAGCCAAGGAUCAGUUAGCAUUGCAUCUUCUUCAAGCACUCAGGGAUUCUCCAAUUAUGAUGAUAGAGACAUACAAAAAAUUGUCUCAAAUGAUAAGCCUAAUAUUUUGGGUAUUGAUAUGGGAGUCACCACUCCUGAUGAGUUACGUCAGCAAGCUUUGGAGGAAAAAAAGAAAUAUAAAAUUCUGAAAGGAGAUGGGAAAUCUGAGGAGGCCUUGAGAGCUUUUAAGAGAGGGAAGGAGCUUGAGAGGCAGGCUGAUGCUUUGGAAAUUCAUUUAAGGAAGACUCGUAAGAAGGUGUUGCCUUCUGGAAACUUGUCUGAUAUGCAUAACAGAGUUGGUCCUGUUGAGUCUAGCAGAAAAACAAAGUCACUUCCUCAUACGGGUAAAGAAAAGGAUGAUCUUACUUCUGAACUUAUAGAGCUGGGAUGGUCUGAUCAUGAUCUGCAUAAUGAAGAUAGAAAGUCAGCAAACUUGAGUUUGGAGGGUGAACUCUCUUCAAUGAUUGGAGAAAUCUUUGUAAAGACAGGUGAAGAAAAGAGCAGCAGAAUUGACAAGUCCCAGGUUGUUGCUCUGAAAAAAAGGGCUCUAAUGUUGAAGCGUGAGGGUAAGCUUGCAGAAGCCAAAGAGGAAUUAAAAAGAGCUAAAACUUUAGAAAAGCAACUGGAAGAAGAGGAACUUCUUGCUGAAGCUGAAGGUUCUGAUGAUGAGCUAUCAGCAUUAAUUCGUGGCAUGGAUGAUGAUAAAGAAUUUUCAGAUCUUCAUGAUCAUAAGCAUGCUUUUGAUUUUGAUAACCUUUUGAGCAUUUCUGAUGAUCUUGGUGGUAAUUUUGAAGUGACUGAUGAGGAUAUGAUGGACCCUGAAUUAGCUGUUGCUUUGGAAUCCUUAGGUUGGACUGAACCUGAAAAUACAUUUUCCAAGUCUCAAACCUCUGACAGAGAAGCAUUGCGUAGUGAAAUUCAGUCUUUAAAAAGAGAGGCUCUUAAUCAAAAGCGAGCAGGUAAUACUGAAGAAGCAAUGGCAUUCUUGAAAAAGGCAAAGUUAUUAGAAAGGGGCUCUAACAGCGCUGUAUCUGAAGUUGCUGUUAAUGGAUCAGAAUCCAUUCAAUUGGAUGAGAGAAAUACUAUUGCCACUGACAAUGCUGCUUCGAGAGUUGCACCAAAAAGCCGAUUGAUGAUACAGAGAGAGCUUUUGAGUUUGAAAAAGAAGGCUCUCACAUUAAGAAGGGAAGGGAAAAUUGAUGAAGCAGAAGAAGAAAUGCGGAAGGGUGCAGCUCUUGAGCAUCAGCUCAUGGAGAUGGAUAAGGCUUCGAAUCUUAAAGCAUCGCAGAAGAAUAGUGCUGAUAAUGUCCCAUAUACAGCACACAAGCAUGCUGAUAUUAAUAGAAAUCUGCCACUUGAGGAAGGGACUGAAGUUGAUGUAACAAAUCAAGAUAUGUCUGAUCCAACAUAUCUUUCACUCCUUAGGGACUGGGGUUGGAAUGAUGACAAAAAUGAACUUCCUAAUUCUUCGAACAAGCCUUCGAAGAAAGAUGAUAAUGAUUUUGAUCCAUUGAAUGAUACUUCACCAAGUAAGCAUUCUACAAAUAUUUUGGUUGAAGCACCAAGAAGAAGUAAAGUUGAAAUUCAGAGGGAGCUCUUGGGAUUAAAGAGAAAGGCCCUUGCUCUCAGGCGCGAAGGGAAAGCUGAGGAUGCAGAGGAAGUUAUUAAAGUGGCCAAAGCAUUAGAAGUCAAGAUGGCAGAGAUUGAAGCUCCAAAGAAUGAAUCACGGGUUGAGGCAACUAUGAUGAAAGAUAAACUCUUCAAUCCUCCAGUUGAAACUGCAGUUGAUGAAGGGGAUGUGGUUGUUUCAGAAGAAGAUAUGCUUGACCCGGCAUUGAAUUCAAUGCUUACUAAUCUUGGGUGGAAGGAUGAUGAAUUUGAACCUGUAUCCAUGAAAGAAGAGCCAGUUAAGGAAGCAACUAGUAGGUUUACUCGUCCUGUGGACCUGUCUGUACUUGAUUCCUCCUCAGGCAUUCCUGCUACAGCUUCAAGGAAUAAGGGAGAGAUUCAAAGAGAACUCUUGGCAUUGAAAAGGAAGGCACUUGCUUUUAGGCGCAAGGGAGAAAUAGAAGAGGCUGAGGAAAUUUUAAGAAUGGCCAAGAGUUUGGAAGCCCAAAUGGAAAAUUUUGGGGGCCAGAACAAGGACUUGUUACAUAAUGUUUCGAAGGAUGAAAAACCUGUUCUGUCUGAAUCAUCUGACUUCCAGGACAGACAUGGAAAUAGGGGAGUUGCUGUUGAAGUGGAUAAUGCUUCAGCCUCAUCCGUGGUUGGGUCAAGUAAGAAUGAUACUGAAUUAUCAAUUGGUUUAGAAAGAAUCAACAAUGAAACAAAUGUUCCUUUCUUUAGGAAGUCAGAUAAUUUAAUUCCUGUAACCUCUCAGUUCGCUGAAGAUAAGCAUCCAUUAUCUGCUGAGGCGAGUGCUUCAAGUGAAAAUCUUGCAAAAAAGAUGAAAUUAGGAAAAACCAUUGACCAUAGCUCUUCAGCUGGCCACUCUAUGCAUACGCUAGAUUUACUUACUGGUGAUGGUUGUAGCAGUUCAGAAAUAUUGCCUCAAAAACAAAAAGAAGAAUACAAACUUGGUUCAGCUAAUUCAUCUCAAACAGGUCCUGCUAUUCGUUUGGACUCCUCAGAGAAUCUCAGCCAAGACCAGGGAUACAAAAAUAAUGUUACAACUCAAAAAAGAAGAGACAUGACUGAUGCAAAUGAAAAGCCAAACAUAAGCGAGUCAAAUGCUGUUCAGGAUGAUGCUUCUCAGCACCACCUUUCCUUGCGUCAAGAAGUUUUGGCUCAUAAAAGGAAAGCAGUUGCUUUGAAAAGAGAAGGGAAACUAACAGAAGCUAGGGAGGAACUCCGACAGGCGAAGCUAUUGGAGAAGAGCUUGGAGGAUGGAAGUAUGCAGCAAAACACUGCCUCUACCAACAAUGUUUCCAAUGCAUCAAAUGUUGUACAAAAGAAACAGGAAUUAUCAAAUGUUGUACAAAAGAAACAAGAAUCAUCAAAUGUUAAUGCAAAACCAUUGACCAGUCGUGAUCGUUUCAAGUUGCAACAAGAGUCUCUUGGGCACAAACGUCGAGCCUUAAAGCUUCGGCGGGAAGGUCAAAUAGAGGAAGCAGAAGCUGAGUUUGAACGGGCAAAGGCAAUUGAAACCCAGUUGGAGGAGUUUGCAACUCAUGAUGCCAAUAAGUCAGAUGCAGUAGAUGAUGUGUCUGUUGAAGAUUUUCUUGAUCCUCAACUCUUAUCUGCUCUGAAAGCAGUUGGACUUCAAGAUAUAAGUGUUGUAUCAAGUGGCCCUGAAAGACGAGAGGUUGUGAUACCCAAUGCUAAAGUUGAAAACUCUAACCAAGAGAGAGUUCAGCUAGAAGAAAGAAUCAAAGAAGAAAAAAUAAAGGCGGUUAAUUUGAAACGUUCAGGAAAACAAGCUGAAGCAUUAGAUGCUCUUCGACGUGCCAAAAUGUAUGAAAAGAAGCUGAAUUCAUUAACAUCUGGGUGAUGGUGAGGUAAAUACUGCAACUUCAGUAUGGGAAGUCCUUGCUUGUUCAACCUGGUAGUUUUCUUAACUUGGUUUAAUUUCUGAAUUUUUGUUGAAGGUGUACUAUAAUGUGCCCAAGAAGUUGCUCUCUUCAUUACAUGCACGUUUGCGUUAUUCUGCUAGUAAAUAUUGGAGAAUAUAUACAUGAUUAUUCAUAAAGUUACAAUUCUCAGAUG
Molecule: messenger RNA, 4234 nt
Organism: Gastrolobium bilobum
Lineage: Eukaryota; Viridiplantae; Streptophyta; Magnoliopsida; Fabales; Fabaceae
Exons: 3
Coding region: 69-4019 (1316 amino acids)
Molecular function (GO): metal ion binding; protein binding
Source: RefSeq, a predicted model, not a curated record